GAUCAGUGAAGCUUUUGAAGCUUCAAAUUAAAUUUACAAAGUGAAAAAAAAAGUAUGUGAUAGAAAUUUUGCAAAAAUGUUGCGGAAAAUCAUUCAAAAUUUCAUCUCAGUGAUUAUUUUUGUGGAAUUAAUUGCCUCUUCAGCAGCUCAGGACUACAUUGAGGAUUACAGCCCAUGCGGUCGAUGGCGUCCUGGUGAUGCAGACCUCAACACAUUUGAUUUUAUUCGACAAUUCCAAUUGGAUCGCUCGGAAACGUACUACGAAGGCGUAUCGCGCGUCGUUGGGUCCAGCCACAUUCAGACAGCCUAUCGCCUGGAACGGGAAUCAAAUCUAACCCUACGCUCCGUUGAUGCCUUUCCACGGGGGUUUCCUCAUCAGUUCUCCUUUGAAUGUACUUUUAGGGCUCGUGAGCAGUUCACACAGUCUUGGUACCUCUUCCACGUAACUGAUUCCUUUGAACAAUCCCAACUAAGUGUGAUGCUAGAACCAAGACGUGAGCUUCUUCAUCUUGCCCUCCCAAAUGUCGAUGGGAAUCUCCAGAUGGUGACUUUUAGGCACCAUGAGCUCUUUGAUGAAUCCUGGCACAAAGUUACUCUGGGCGUUGGACACGACAGAGCAACCCUCUGGGUGGAUUGUCAACCAGUCCGGGGAAUCUAUGGUGACUUUGCCAACCAUUUGGAACCAAGGGGUUUAGUGGAUUCAAGUGGAGGACACCUCAGUGUUGCCCGUCUUGUUGAGUAUCCUGCUACGGCGCCUAUUGAUCUUCAAUGGAUGGUCCUUAGCUGUGAUCCUCUAAGAGCAGAACGGCAGAACUGCGCGGAACUCCCGAGCAUCCAGAAUGUUUCAUAUCUAACCGGACCUGGGAGUAUCAGACAAAGUGAAUGCCCAAUUUUGUGCCCUCAAGGACCACCAGGAUUCAAUGGAACUGCUGGUUUGCCGGGACUUCCAGGCGAGAGAGGACUUCCAGGGCAACAAGGUUAUCCAGGAAUGCCUGGACCCCCUGGUAAACCUGGAUUUCCUGGAUUAGAUAUCGAAGGACCUCCAGGAAAGGUCGGAGCAAAGGGAGAGCGUGGAAGUCCAGGACUUCCUGGACCUCCGGGACCUCCAGGACCUUCAGAAGUUGAUUUCUUGGGUGUUGCCGGAGCUGGAAGACCUUCAAUCGUAGCCGGACUUCCAGGUCUCGACGGGGCAAAGGGCGAGAAAGGAGAUCGUGGUGAAAUGGGCCUCCCCGGAACACCAGGAAUGUUCUUUGGUGCUCUCGAUGAGGCGAGAAUUCGUGACAUUUGCGGUACUCUCAUUCAGGAAACUCUAAUUGAGAUUAGAGCAACAACAGUCGGUCAACCUGGUCCACCAGGUCUUCCUGGCCCUCCAGGUGUAACGCGUGAAGGUCUCCAAGGUGAACCUGGACCACCUGGGGAACCAGGCUACCCCGGAGUUAGGGGUGAAAGAGGAUUCCCUGGACUCCCGGGUUUCACGGGUAUGACAGGACCAGCCGGAGAGCCCGGAAUGAAGGGUGAACCAGGUGAACGUGGGGAACGCGGUGAGAGAGGAGAACGCGGUAUUGACGGCAUGAUGGGACCACAAGGUCCGGAAGGACACACCGGUUUACCAGGGCCACCGGGACGAGCUGGUGAUCGUGGAGAACCCGGAAUGCCAGGCGUUCCAGGUCAGCAAGGACAUCCAGGUGUUCCCGGAGUUUGUCCCGAUUGCUACAAUUACGCCGCAGCUGCGGUACCCUACUACUACAUGCCUCAACAAUCUAAAGGACCUAGCAUGAAGGGAUAGGCACUGCCUUUGAAAUACUCUAUUUACCGCAAAUAAAUUUGCUUCUAUUUUGUUUCAGCAGAAA
This is a messenger RNA of Lutzomyia longipalpis, 1850 nucleotides long. RefSeq names its product collagen alpha-1(IX) chain-like. NCBI's taxonomy places the organism in Eukaryota, Metazoa, Arthropoda, Insecta, Diptera, Psychodidae. The transcript has 7 exons. The record is from RefSeq and is a predicted model, not a curated record. The coding region runs from base 77 to 1786 and encodes 569 amino acids.